This is a messenger RNA of Mesorhabditis spiculigera, 969 nucleotides long. NCBI's taxonomy places the organism in Eukaryota, Metazoa, Nematoda, Chromadorea, Rhabditida, Rhabditidae. The record is from the annotation of a GenBank genome assembly.
AUGGAAAGCGAGCUACAGAGCAUCUACGUCUACUCGAACUGCACGCUGGGGAUUUGCUUCAACGCGCUGCUCAUCUACUUCAUCGCCACCGACAAUUCGGGCUGGCUGAUCGACGACUACGGCUUCUUCAUGUUCAGCAAGAAUCUGGCGGGCUAUGGAAAGUGGAUCUCGUACAUGGGGAUAUUUUCGGAAAUUGAGGUGUACAUGGCGGCCUUUCACAUGACCCUGACGCUGUUGGCCAUCCACUGCAUCUAUCGCUUUGUGAAAAUCUCGGGGAAGUGGAAGUUUCUGUUCGACACGCCGCUCGGCAUCUUUGUGCUGACCGUCUUCAACUUCACGUUUGGGCCACUGUGGUGUAUCCUGUGCCAUUUGACAUUCGGGCCAACGCAGCAACGGAACGAUUUGAGUCGCGAAUUUCUUCACAAUGUCUAUGGAGUGGACCCGGAUACGUUUGGGUAUAUUGGGCCGGUGUAUAUCUGGCCGGACAGCACUGGAACUCCGCGGUAUCUAUGGAAAAACAUCUUUGGCGCGGGCGGAUUGCUUUUAAUUCUUAUUGUACUAUAUUCUGGUGUCUGCUGCUUUGGUUUUCGACUAUACAUCUUUGUGGUGAAAUCUCUGGUUAGCAAGUCGACGAAGCGGAUGCACUUUCAGAUGUUGCGGCUGCUGUUGAUCCAGGCAAUCGUCCCGCUAAUUUUUGAGUAUAUGCCAUGUAUGAUGACGGUGUACGGCGGCUUCCUAGGCCUGCCCCCUGCCCUCUGCGAUCUCUACUCCCUAUUUUCACCCGUCUUCAUCUCGGCCUAUGCGCCGAUGGAGGCCUUUGUGACUAUUAUUGGGUUUCCGGUGUAUCGCCGCCGAAUAUUGCGAGGAAUCCGCCCGAAGGCCGUAACCCCUCAAACGACCCAAAUGACAUCGACAGUUGGAGUCAAACCGAAAUCUACCGCCGAGUCGGACUCACACUCUUACCAUCGU